AGUUUGUGAUAACUGGAGGUUGGUGAUAGACAUCAAUCCAAUUACAGACCAGUCUCUGUUGAACUCUGGUCUGAAGAGUUGAAUCUUGCAACCGCAUGUAGACUACCUAUCUAAUCUAGUGUCAGCGUUUUUAGAAGUAAACAAAAGAAGUCUACCAUAGCAUAUAAUAUUAUUAUUGUAAUCAAAUAUAUAUAAUAUAGUACUGUAUAUGAAAGUGAAUCUUUAAAUUUCGAUAACGGUUUCUCACGACUUCUGCAUAAAAGUACCGUAGAACUAUUAGGACUAUCCAUUGUAUAACAGCUUGACUAGACUGAUUUUAAGAAAGGAAUCUAGACAGCAAGGGACGAUUUUUCAACAACACAUUAUCAAACAACUAAUGAUAAAUUGUCAUGGAAAGAUGGGAUAAGCGUGUGGCAGUUGUCACAGGAGCAAGCUCAGGAAUUGGCGAAGACAUAGCUGCAGCUCUAGUGAAACAUGGAAUGACUGUCGUUGGAUUGGCUAGAAGAGAAGAUAGAUUGAAGCAACUGGCAGAGAGACUGGGAAAUGAACAGGGAAAAUUCUAUGUACGUCAAACAGAUAUGCGAAUUGAAAAAGAGAUUCUAUCAUCUUUUGAAUGGAUAGAGAAAGAGCUAGGUGCAGUGAGUGUACUGGUGAAUAAUGCUGGUAUUGCAACGAAAAAGCCUUUAGCUGAAGAGAGCACUGCAAACUGGAAGGAUAUGCUGGGAGUGAAUGUUUUAGCCCUAAGUAUAUGCACUAGGGAAACUCUUAAAUCGAUGAAAACACAUGGAAUAAAUGAUGGUCAUAUCAUUAACAUAAGCAGUAAAGCAUCUCAUCAUAGCACACCAGUGCCAGGUCUUUCUGUGUAUUCGGCAACGAAGAAGGCUGUAAUGGCCAUUUCUGAAGGCUUGAGGAGAGAAUUGGCUCUUUCAAAUUCAUUGAUUCGAGUGACGACCAUUUGUCCUGGUUUAGUUGCAUCAGAAAUGAUGGAUAUAUAUGAGUUUGGUUCUAAAAUACCAAUGAAAGUGGACUGCCUCAAGCCAGCCGACGUAACAAAAGCUGUUAUAUUCUGCUUAGAGAUGCCAGGUUAUUGUCAGAUAAACGAUAUAACACUUGGUUCAACAGGAGAAGAUGAAUUCAAAAUCAUGAUGUCAGCUGCUAAAAUAUUGAAUGAGUCACCUCAAUAGCUACUAUAAAGCUAUUUGGAACUGCCGAGAAUCCAUGGUGGAAAUAAAUUUCUAAAUUCCAUGAUGUGGGACUUUAUUCUCUAUGAAAGUUAUCUUUUUUUAGAAAGUUAAAGAAAACUGUUAUUCUGUGUGAAAAAUAAAAUAUGGUACAUUAGGUACUGAUGAGAAGGAGCAACUUACGUUAGCCUCUAUGCAAUA
Messenger RNA from Nilaparvata lugens (brown planthopper), 1382 nucleotides. RefSeq names its product dehydrogenase/reductase SDR family member 11. The coding region runs from base 390 to 1184 and encodes 264 amino acids. The record is from RefSeq and is a predicted model, not a curated record. Gene Ontology annotation, molecular function: oxidoreductase activity. Lineage: Eukaryota; Metazoa; Arthropoda; Insecta; Hemiptera; Delphacidae. The transcript has 7 exons.